Molecule: messenger RNA, 2356 nt
Organism: Salvelinus fontinalis (brook trout)
Lineage: Eukaryota; Metazoa; Chordata; Actinopteri; Salmoniformes; Salmonidae
Exons: 1
Coding region: 492-1157 (221 amino acids)
Source: RefSeq, a predicted model, not a curated record
GUAUUUUUAGCUGAGCCAUUCACUUCGUUUGUUGUAGGCAACCGUACAGACAGUUGUGUAGGCCUACCGUAUGGUCUCACUUAAUCGUUUUAAUAAAUUACAUCGAAUCCUUUACUGCUGAUUCGCUAUAUUGCUGAUUCCUUAGGAAAUAUUGUUGGAAUAAACAUUGGUUGUCUGGGAUUCUGCUGGCGGAUGCUGAAAAUCACAAGAGCCACUGAGCUGCUUGCCUCAUCCGUGAUGUCCAUGAUGAAACGCAAUGCUGCACUGGGUUUCUGAGACAAACCGCAGUGCCUUCUAGGAUGAAAUGAAUGAACCCAAAAUAUAUUUAGAAGUAAAAUAGACAGUCAAAGAGCGCGGACGGUCCACAGUAAGGCUGUGGCUCUACGUCUUCUCUCGACCGGAUAGGUUCCUGUGUUCUCUUGUAUUGUGGAUAACAAGAAACCUUCAAGACGGACGGGGUGGUAGAGCAUCGAGGGAAAAAUCGGGGCAAUAUGAGAGAGCGGGACUUUAUGCCCAACAUGGAGAGGGGCAAACCUGCCACCUAUACGGGGGACAAAAAGGCUAAGAUGGCUGCGAAGACGAACAAAAAGUGGGUGAGACUAGCCACUGUCUUCGCAUAUGUAUUGUCUGUGUCCUUAGCAGCCAUCAUUCUAGCCAUUUACUACAGCUUGAUAUGGAAGCCAACGAGCGCAUCCUCUCCAGCGGGAAAGCCGGUGGUGCCGGAGGAGGUCACAGCCUCCGCUAACAUCUCAACAAACAGCUCCACAAGCAUCAACGUCUUAGACACUAACUCUACACAGACAGAGCUUUUAUCUGUCAAUGACACCAGGUUAAGCGCAAAGCCUCAGACCAAGGCAUUUAACUGGGAGGGCAGAAGCAAGAGCCCGGCCAUCAUCUCCGACGGUGUUUUAUCAGAAAGUGCUCACUCGCAACCGAAACGGCUCUACGAGUCUACUCAAAGCCACACAGCCGCACAAACUGCGGAUAGACCGAACACUGUGGGGAGAGACAGUCAAGCGUCUCAGCUCACUGGGGACAAUCGGGGUUCGUUGCGCACUGGAGCACACAACACCAUGCAUGAUGAGAGAGGGGAGAAGGAUGCGGACCGACCAGCUACUGGCAGUGCGGAUCAAGCAGCUGCAGAUGCUGCUCCUUAAACCUCAAAGGCUCAGCUGCGCACCUCCGCCACGAGCCAACAGUGAUUGCACAAAUGAGACUGGCCAGGCCUUUAAACAGGGAUCUAACCAGUGUUUGACAGACUUAUGCUGCGGUCGGAUAUAAUAGCCUACAGACAGGCGUCUUCGUGGAACAGAUGUCGAAGAACAGAGGAUGCUGCGAGAAUUGCACAGGCUUCAUGCACGUAUUUUAUUGAUAUGUUAUAUACCAAUAAUCUGAAUGAGUAUGACUGACAAUUAUAGACAAACUGCUUCAAAGGAAUGUUGUUUUUCCCUAAAACACUAUGCGUUUUCUGUUAGGCUACUUUAGGCUAUGCAUUAAUUGAUGUAGGCCUACGUCAUCUUUCCUUUGGACAUCUCCACCAAGGUCAUUUAUUUAUAUCCAUAUUAUGGACAAGGACAUGACAUACGCCUGUAUUUAAAGCUAGAAUCCUUAAUUGAAACAAUAACAAAGCGGCAUCCCACUUCUGUUUUGGUAAAACGCUAAGGGAUGGGCCUGAAGAAAUGUAACCACUCUCAAAGUUAUAGACAGAGGUAUGGGUGCAGGGACUGGCCAUUCAUUAUAUAAAAAAUCUAGUUUAACCAUGUUUUGAGGCUAUACAGUGUUUGUUACUAUUUACAUUGUUUACAAACAUUGGGGUAAAACAAGCUUAUAUGUUGGGUUCUGGUGAGGUACGUCAGUUGAACUAAGCUCCUGAGGCAUUUAGAAGUUCAAUUUUUCGAGAAUCAAUGGGUAUAUAUCCUUAAUAAGUCAAACAAUUUAGCACUUAAGGAUUCUAGCUUUAACUGGUACAGGAGAUACGCCCGUGGUUUGCAGGAUAUGUAAAUUACGCAUAAACUAUGGGCCUCCAAUUCUAUUCAAUAGCAUAGCCAUUUAUUAUUGCCAUUGAUUGGCCGAGCUAUUGAACAACAGGAAUGCAUUUACAAAGCAUUGUGUCCUCUAUAUUUCAUUUCACGGAUACAUCUGGAUUCCUGGUAUAUAGGAACCUGUAUUAUUGAGUUAAGCUCAGGUAUAUGUGCAUAUAACCAUGUAAAUGUAUUGUGUAUUUGGUCAUGUAUAUAGGGCAGAUAGUGUACAUCCUUUGGCCUUGAUCUAACUUCUAGUCUAAUUAGAUACUUUUUAUUAAGACUAUGUCACUUAGGUCUAAAUCACAAGGAAAAUAAACGUCCUAUAAAAUGUU